Molecule: messenger RNA, 318 nt
Organism: Rhodamnia argentea
Lineage: Eukaryota; Viridiplantae; Streptophyta; Magnoliopsida; Myrtales; Myrtaceae
Exons: 2
Coding region: 1-318 (105 amino acids)
Source: RefSeq, a predicted model, not a curated record
AUGGAGGUCCUGGUGCUAUCCAUGCUUGGGUUGGGGAUGCACCCGGUGAUGCCACUGUCGUUCGUCCACCACAUCAUGACAAGGCUCAACGCUAGGUGUUGGGAGCCAACCCACUGGGAGUUCCUCCGCCGCUACGAGCGACUCCUCGUUGCUGCCGUCUCCUGUAAGAGAAAGAAAACGGAAGCAGAUUCCAGACAGCUGCCCUACCUUCCGUCCAUUCUUGGCUCCUCCAAUCUCACGCACCGCCUCUCCCCAAUCUCCCUCACUGACUCGCUUGUCGUCGGGGUGUCUGGCUCGUUGACCGCAUCGAAAGUCUGA